CAAUCGACCUUCCCUACUUCGCAAGGGCCUCCACUUCCACGGGCAAAUCGGGCGAUCGGAGAAAGGUCCAAAGGCGCUCGCCCUCGAUUCCCCUAUCCCUCCCCUCUCUCUCGAUAGAUCCCUCGGUACGUUUCUCUCUCUCCCCUCUCUCGAUCGAUCCAUGCCGUUCACGUUUCGGCUAGGGUUGGGUUUGGGUCUUUUCGCUUCGCUUCUCGUCGGGAUCCUCGCGGUGGUUCUCGAGGCAGGCCGCGACGGCGGAUCCUUGUUGUUCCGUGGUAAAUUCUUGUUUCUGAUCCUUGGGGUGGGGGUUGUGAGCAGCGUGCUGCUCUAUAUGCUUCCGAGAAAAAGAGGUCGAGGAGGAGCUGAGAUCGAAGGGGACCGGCCAAAAGACGAGGUUUUGGGGAAGAAGGCCAGGGCGGAUUGCCUGUUCUCGGCGGAGGGGACCUCGGUGAUGGCGGAGAACAACCAGGCCAACGGAGUGAAGGUAGAUAUCGUUGGAACUAAGCAGACCGAUAUCGAUGAGGACUUGCAUAGCCGUCAGCUGGCCGUGUACGGGCGGGAGACCAUGCGCCGGCUUUUCUCUUCGAAUGUUCUUGUUUCAGGUCUACAGGGCCUCGGGGCCGAGAUUGUGAAGAAUCUUGUUCUUGCUGGUGUAAAAUCAGUUACCUUGCAUGAUGAUGAGAAUGUAGAAAUGUGGGACUUAUCUAGCAAUUUCUUCUUAUCUGAAGACGAUAUUGGAAAAAAUAGAGCUCAUGCAUGUAUUCUGAAGCUCCAAGAACUUAACAAUGCUGUUCUAGUUUCUACCUUGAGUGGACCACUAAUUAAGGAGCAACUCUCAAAUUUUCAGGCUGUUGUUUUUACUGAUGUGAACUUGGAAAAGUCUAUGGAAUAUGAUGAGUUUUGUCACACUCAUAAUCCUCCAAUUUGCUUUAUCAGAACUGAAGUUCGAGGACUCUUUGGCAAUAUCUUUUGUGAUUUUGGCCCAGAAUUCACUGUUCUUGAUGUUGAUGGUGAAGAGCCACAUACUGGUAUAAUUGCAUCCAUUAGCAAUGACAAUCCAGCAAUUAUAUCCUGUGUUGAUGAUGAGCGGCUUGAAUUCCAGGAUGGAGAUCUUGUUGUCUUCUCUGAAAUUGAGGGGAUGACAGAGUUAAAUGAUGGAAAACCCCGAAAAAUAAAAAAUGCAAGGGCAUAUUCGUUUAUUCUUGAGGAAGACACAAGUCAGUUUGGGCUAUACAAGAGAGGUGGAAUUGUUACACAGGUAAAGGAACCUAAGGUCCUCCAUUUCAAACCUCUAAAAGAUGCUAUUAAAGAUCCAGGGGACUUUCUCCUAAGCGACUUCUCCAAAUUUGACCGCCCACCUCUUCUACACUUGGCCUUUCAAGCCUUGGAUAAGUUUAGGCACGAUGCUGGACGUUUUCCUGUCGCUGGAUCAGAAGAUGAUGCACAACAACUUAUUGCUUUUGCUGUCAGUAUUAAUGAAAACCUUGGUGAUGCCAAGCUGGAACAGAUUGACAAGAAAAUUUUGCAGCAUCUUGCUAAUGGUUCCCGUGCUAUUUUGAAUCCCAUGGCUGCAAUGUUUGGAGGUAUUGUUGGCCAAGAGAUUGUCAAGGCUUGCUCAGGAAAGUUUCAUCCACUUUUUCAGUUCUUUUACUUUGAUUCACUUGAAUCCCUACCUGUUGAGCCAUUGGAGACAAGUGACAUAAAACCAAUUAAUUGUAGAUAUGAUGCCCAGAUUUCUGUAUUUGGAUCCAGGCUGCAAAAGAAGCUGGAAGAGGCCAACACUUUUGUUGUAGGAUCUGGUGCCCUAGGUUGUGAGUUCUUGAAGAACUUAGCAUUAAUGGGAGUUUGCUGCAGCCCAAAAGGGAAGCUGACAAUCACUGAUGAUGAUGUCAUUGAAAAAAGUAAUCUGAGUCGGCAAUUUCUCUUCAGAGACUGGAAUAUUGGGCAAGCUAAAUCAACAGUAGCUGCUGCUGCUGCAAUGUUAAUAAACCCAUCUCUCCAUAUUGAGGCUCUUCAGAACCGAGCAAGCCCAGAGACUGAAAAUGUGUUUGAUGAUGCAUUUUGGGAGAGCUUAAAUGUAGUUAUUAAUGCACUGGACAAUGUAACUGCCAGAAUGUACAUUGAUGGUCGGUGCUUGUACUUCCAGAAGCCACUUCUAGAAUCUGGAACUCUAGGUGCAAAGUGUAAUACACAGAUGGUAAUUCCUCAUUUAACUGAGAAUUAUGGAGCCUCCAGAGAUCCACCUGAAAAACAGGCACCUAUGUGCACAGUUCACUCAUUUCCUCAUAAUAUUGAUCACUGUUUGACAUGGGCCCGGUCUGAGUUUGAGGGUUUGCUUGAGAAAACACCCAAUGAGGUAAACACCUUCCUUUCUAAUCCAGGUGGAUAUGCUACUGCUAUGAGAAACGCAGGUGAUGCACAGGCUAGAGAUCUUCUUGAACAUGUUCUUGAAUGUCUUGAGAAGGAAAGAUGUGAGACAUUUCAGGAUUGUGUCAAAUGGGCACGGCUGAGGUUUGAAGAUUACUUCUCCAACCGUGUGAAUCAAUUAACAUUCACUUUCCCUGAAGAUGCAGCCACCAGUACAGGUGCACCCUUCUGGUCUGCACCUAAACGUUUUCCACGACCCUUGAAAUUCUCAUCUAGUGACCCUAGCAACCUUCAGUUUAUUAUGGCUGCUGCUAUUCUUAGAGCUGAGACAUUUGGAAUUCCCAUUCCUGAAUGGGCUAAUAAUCCCAAGAAAUUAGCUGCUGUUGUUGAUGACAUAAUACUUGCUGAUUUCCAGCCCAAAGCAGGGGUUAACAUUGUAACAGAUGACAAGGCCACUAGCUUGUCUACUGCUUCUGUUGAUGAUGCAGCUGUGAUUGAUGACCUUAUUGAGAAGCUGGAAGAGUGUGCUAAGAAGUUGCCCCCAGGAUUUCGUAUGACUCCAAUUCAAUUUGAGAAGGAUGAUGACACAAACUACCAUAUGGAUGUCAUCACUGGGCUCGCAAACAUGCGCGCAAGAAAUUACAGCAUUCCAGAAGUUGAUAAGCUGAAGGCCAAAUUCAUCGCUGGGAGGAUCAUCCCAGCAAUUGCUACAUCAACAGCUAUGGCCACUGGCCUUGUGUGCUUGGAGCUUUACAAAGUCUUAGCUGGUGGACACAAGUUGGAGGACUAUCGGAAUACAUUUGCCAACCUCGCCCUCCCUCUGUUUUCCAUGGCUGAGCCAGUCCCUCCAAAGACCAUGAAACACCGAGAUAUGAGCUGGACAGUUUGGGAUCGCUGGACCGUUGAAGGUGACCUCACCCUCAGGGAGCUGCUCCAGUGGCUCAAGGAGAAGGGAUUAAGUGCUUACAGCAUUUCCUGUGGCACUUCAUUACUAUACAACAGCAUGUUUCCCAAGCACAGGGAUAGAAUGGAUCGGAAGAUUGUUGAACUUGUGAAGGAGAUCGCUAAGGUCGAAGUGCCUCCAUAUAGGCGACAUGUGGAUGUCGUGGUGGCAUGUGAAGAUGAAGAGGAUGGAAGUGACGUAGACAUCCCGCUAGUAUCCAUCUAUUUCCGGUAGUUGAGUUCAAGACUUACUAAGCUUGAAACUCUAGCUGUGUUAAAUUGUUGAUUCCGUCAAUUACUUUUUGUUUGGAGUGCAUACUUUUUUUAUUCUGUAAGUUGAUGAAUUGAUGUUCUGCAUAGGACUAUUACAAUAACCUCAGAAUUAUGAAACAUCUUUAUAUUUCACUCA
Messenger RNA from Zingiber officinale, 3718 nucleotides. Its product is annotated as ubiquitin-activating enzyme E1 2-like. The transcript has 6 exons. Gene Ontology annotation, cellular component: SUMO activating enzyme complex; cytoplasm. NCBI's taxonomy places the organism in Eukaryota, Viridiplantae, Streptophyta, Magnoliopsida, Zingiberales, Zingiberaceae. Bases 161 to 3544 code for a protein of 1127 amino acids. The record is from RefSeq and is a predicted model, not a curated record. Gene Ontology annotation, molecular function: SUMO activating enzyme activity. Gene Ontology annotation, biological process: protein sumoylation.